Molecule: messenger RNA, 4576 nt
Organism: Condylura cristata (star-nosed mole)
Lineage: Eukaryota; Metazoa; Chordata; Mammalia; Eulipotyphla; Talpidae
Gene: AGGF1
Product: angiogenic factor with G patch and FHA domains 1
Exons: 14
Coding region: 337-2463 (708 amino acids)
Molecular function (GO): protein binding; nucleic acid binding
Source: RefSeq, a predicted model, not a curated record
CAAACGGCCUAAGCGCCCCUGGCCCUUCCUUCUCUGGUCCACCCACACCACCAACGCUCCGGCGGCUGUCUCUGCGGUCGCUGGGGGAAGACAGUUGCUAAUAAAGUCUUCUGUCUCAAAGUCGGUGGGUUUGGGCCGAGCCAAUCCUGGGCCCCUUUGCCUGACGCCUGCAGUUUCGGCUACAUCAACGAGCUUCAGGUCGUCAUGGCUUGGGACCGCCGCGGCCGGGCGAGUAUGAGGCCGCCUUUCGCUGCCCGCGCGCUCCCGUGGCUUCUUGUCUCUCCGGAGUGCGCCUCAGCCUGAGCGCAGGCCACGGGCCGCUUGGCGCCAGACCCAAUGGCCUCCGAGGCGCCAUCGUCGUCUUUGUCGCCGUCGCCACCCCCCUCACCCGAGCCUGAGCUCACCCAGUUGAGGCGGAAGGUGGAGAAGUUGGAACGCGAGCUGCGGAGCUGCAAGCGGCAGGUGCGGGAGAUCGAGAAGCUGCUGCAUCACACGGAGAGGCUGUACCAGAGCGCCGAGACCAACAACCAGGAGCUCCGCACCCAGGUAGAAGAACUCAGUAAAAUACUCCAUUGCGGGAAAAAUGAAGAUAGUAAAAAGUUUGAUGUAGAAGUACAAACAGAGAAUCACCCUCCUUGGUCAAUAUCAGAUUAUUAUUAUCAGACAUACUAUAAAGAUGUCAGUCUUCCAAAUAACUCAGUUCAGCAAGAUCAGGAUAUUGAAGCUUCUACUUUUAAUUCUAAAGACCAGUCAGAAAUAAAUGAUGGUUACACUGGUACUGAUAUAACAGAAAAUGUUAAAUGUGGACAAGAGGACUCUUUUUCCUCAAAUUUACAGGAUCCAGCAUCUGUAUUAGCAACAGAAGAUACAUCCUUAGAAGGUUCAUCAUUAGCUGAAAGCUUGAGAGCUGCAGCAGAAGCUGCUGUAUCACAGACUGGAUUCAGUUACGAUGAAAGCACUGGACUGUAUUUUGACCAUAGCACUGGUUUCUAUUAUGAUUCUGAAAAUCAACUAUAUUAUGAUCCUUCCACUGGAAUUUACUAUUACUGUGAUGUAGAAAGUGGUCGCUAUCAAUUCCAUUCUCGAGUAGAUUUGCAACCUUAUCAGACUUCUGGAACAAAGCAAAGCAGAGAUAAAAAAUUGAAGAAGAAAAGAAAGGAUCCAGAUUCUUCCACAACACAUGAGGAAAAGGAUGUGAAUUCAGAAGAUCAAAAAGCAUCCAGUGAAUACAUUAACUGCAGUGAGGGAGAAGAUUUUGCAAACAUGAAAAAGAAGAUCAAAACAGAUAUCCAUUACAAAAAUAGCCCUCCUAAAUUCACAAUCCCAAUUUCUGGAAAAACUAUAGAAUCUCCUCAUAAUGAAAAUAUCUAUAACUCAAACUCCUUUAAAGAUGAGAAAAUCAUAGAGACUGAGAGUGAGCCAGAAGAAGGUGAAAUUACAGAUUCCCAGACUGAAGACAGUUAUGAUGAAGAUAUUACCAGUGAAGACAAUGUAACUGCAGAAGAAACUGAGGAAGAAGAUGAAGAAAAAAUUUGGCCCCCAUGUAUUAGAGUAAUUGUUAUUAGAUCACCAGUGUUGCAGACAGGAUCACUUUUUAUCAUUACCGCUGUAAACCCUGCUACCAUUGGAAGAGAAAAAGAUAUGGAGCAUACUCUCCGAAUCCCUGAAGUUGGUGUCAGCAAGUUUCAUGCAGAAAUUUAUUUUGACCAUGACCUACAAAGUUAUGUCCUUGUGGAUCAAGGUAGUCAAAAUGGUACCAUUGUUAAUGGAAAACAAAUUCUUCAGCCAAAAACUAAAUGUGACCCUUAUGUACUUGAGCAUGGAGAUGAAGUAAAAAUAGGAGAGACUGUGUUAUCUUUUCACAUUCACCCAGGCAGUGAUACCUGUGAUGGUUGUGAACCGGGACAGGUUAGAGCUCACCUUCGCCUUGAUAAAAAAGAUGAAUCUUUUGUUGGUCCAACACUGAGUAAGGAGGAAAAAGAAUUGGAAAGAAGAAAAGAACUAAAGAAAAUACGAGUGAAAUAUGGUUUGCAGAAUACAGACUAUGAAGAUGAAAAGGCUCUGAAGAAUCCAAAAUAUAAAGAUAGAGCUGGAAAACGUAGGGAGCAGAUUGGAAGUGAAGGAAUUUUCCAAAGAGAUGAUGCUCCAGCAUCUGUUCAUUCUGAAAUUACUGAUAGCAACAAAGGUCGGAAGAUGUUGGAGAAAAUGGGUUGGAAAAAAGGAGAGGGCCUAGGAAAGGAUGGUGGAGGAAUGAAAACUCCGAUCCAACUUCAGCUUCGGAGAACACAUGCAGGCUUGGGGACAGGCAAACCAUCUUCAAUUGAAGAUAUUCACCUUCUCCAAAACAAGAGCAAAAAGAACUGGGAAAAAGCACGAGAGAGGUUUGCUGAAAACUUUCCAGAAACUAAACCUCAAAAAGAUGUACCAGGGACUGUGCCUUGGGUAAAAGGGACAGUAGAGUGAAAAACAUUUAAGCUCUUUUUUUUUUUUUUUUUUUUUUUAUUAAGAGUUUGGAGACUCUUAUUUUAUUACAGAACUUUACUCAGAAAGUCACUGGCACAAGAGAUCUGUGUCACACUUUACCCCUUCAUGAUUCAGAAAUGUGUAAUAAAGUAUGGUUUGUAGCUUUUAAAAGCUAUUUUUAAAAACUAAUAAACAAUGACUAUAUCAAGUCAUGCCAUGAGUGGACUAAAGUUCAUAGGGCACGGACAAGCUUAUCAAACUUUAUUUUAUCUUGUUAUUUAUAAGACCCAUAUAAGCAACUAGCCAUAUAAGCAAAAUUCAUGUAACUACGAAUGAUGUAAAUGUACAUUUGUCCUUGUCUCCAUAUAUUCAUUAUUGUAAGAUGCACAACAAAUGGAACAUCGAAAGUUGUAAGAACAAUUCAAACUAUGUGCAUCCUUAUUUAUGCCCUUUAGAACUAGAUCAAAAAAUGUUGAAAAAACAUGGUUAGAGGUGCAUAAAUUUUACUGUCCUGAAGAUUACCUAAGUAACUUUACUGAAGAACUAAUGAACAGGUGACAUGUAGAAAUUAGUCUUUCAUGAUUUUCUUCUGUGAAGAAUAUGUUGAUUUAUACUAUAUACUAAGCGUUUACAUUUGGUUUGUUUCAUAGCUGAAAUAUUUAGAUAUGAACAAUUGAAUACAGUAUUGAAAUAUUCAACGUGUUGACAUUUGUAGUUUUGAUAAAUCCCAUUGCUGGCAAUGGAGUUGUGCCAGAAAAACUGGUUUCUAGUGCAAAAGGAUUACCUAGCCAAGGCCUCAAACUCGAUAUUUAUUGAAAAUGACCUCAAAUGCAAUAAAAGUAUUAUAUCAUCAAAUAGAGUGACUCAUUGAACCAAUGAUACAAACAUAAUGGUCUGCUUUGAACUCAGGACCAGUCAGAAUUUUCCCCUUUAAAUUGGCUAAGAACAAAAGGAUAACCUCAGAAUAGGAGAGCUGCAGUGCAGCUUUCUAAAUGCAGGUGUCACUGCUUUGCCAGUUAUCACCAUUCUCUGUUCAACUUUUCUUUUCUGUCAUCUUUUUGCUAGGAAAUUAAUGCUGAAACUGGCCCCCUUUUGGCAGUGAAUAUAAGCUAUGGGUCCCCCAUCUACUAUAAAGAAAUGUCUUUAAGAUUUAGAAACAAGGAAAGGAAAAUUCUAAAAAAAAAUUAUACGGUAGGAAAGAGAAUUCAGAAAGAAGGCUACCUAAUUGGAAUUUCUAAUCUAAAUGGUACAAGGUACUUGGGGGUGGGGGAAAUAAAUGUAUUACCUACAACCCAAUGAGUUCCAAGUCCCUGUAAGAUUAACCUGGGGCAAUCAAACCUUAUGACUCCAAAUCUAGGCAAAGUGUUUUAUGUAUCUUUCUUGGUCCUUUGGAGUCUACACAUAGGUAAGCAUUGAGCUUGGAGGCAGCAGGCGUAUCCUGCAUCAUUUCCUUUAGAAUAGAUUAUUCUCUUAAAUGUUGUUUUGAUACUGGUGCCUUGAACAUAGGUAACAAUAUAGGACCCCUAAAGUGAACUUGGUUUCUGGGUAAAUAAGAUUCAUUGGAUUAGUAAAUGACUAUAUAAUAUUUCCAGUUCUGUUAUUAGAUUAUGGGAAACUUUUCUCAUUUCUGUUUUGUUAAGGAAAUAGAGACGUGAAAAUGGUGAUAGAACUAAAAUAUGUGUGAUAUUUACAUUAUUAAAACCCUUUGCAGAUCUAAAGUCUCAGGGCCAUAUUAUAUAAUGGUUCAAACAUUGAAUAAUGUCUGGGUCUAUUUCCAUCUGUGAAAUAAGACUUUCACAUAUCUGUGUUAAAAAUGAGGAAAUGUAUAUAAAAAACAUUUUGUAAACUGUAAAAAUGUAAUACACAUGUGAGAUUCUAUUUGUUUAGAAGCACAGGUAUAAUUAUGUGCAAUUUGGACUAUACAUAAAACUGUUUUGUGUCUAAUAUUUCAAAUUACAGUUUUCUCACACAGUUUAAAUGUAUUAAGUUUUCAUGUGUUUAAGUGAACUACAAGUUGCUGAAUUUCAAGAAAUCUAACAUCUUAUAUUUUGCUAGAACAUGAGAAGCUGGUAAAAUUGAGAACAUAAGAAACUAUUAACCUCAGAAUGUGAAA